AUGGAUGAUGAUAAGCAGGAUCAGUUGUUGCCUAUUGCCAAUGUGGGUCGGGUAAUGAAGCAGCGCCUGCCACCAACAGCAAGGGUUUCGAAAGAAGCUAAGCAAAGAAUGCAAGAAUGUGCAACAGAGUUUAUAAGCUUUGUCACUAGCGAGGCUUCUAACAAGUGUCGCAAGGAGAAUCGCAAGGCAUUGAACGGAGAUGAUGUCUGUUGGGCUCUCAGUUCUUUAGGGUUUGAUGACUAUGCUGACACUACAGUAAGGUAUUUGCACAAAUACAGGGAGGCUGAAAGGGCAAAGGCUGACCAAAAGAAAGCUACUGACACUGACAAGGUCAACAAAGAUGAAGAAUCCAACGAUACAAGUUGCCAAGCAGUACAGCAGCAAACUGACCAGAUUCCUGAACCAACAAUAUUAGAGUUUAGGUUUCUUUAAGAAGCUACUGCAAUUAAUUAAUGGAAGUUCUCUCAGAAAUCAAUCUUGGGAAAUACUAGGGCCUAGUUCGUAUGACGGGGAUGAAGUAGAAGAUCAAAUGGAAGUUCUCUCAGAAACCAAUCUUGAGAAAUACUAAGGCCUUCUUCUUAUGAUGGAGAUGAAGUAGAAGAUCAAAACGUAGGCAAUACUACAUAUAUAUGGAGGAGAUCAGAGUUUUUUUA
Messenger RNA from Populus euphratica (Euphrates poplar), 653 nucleotides. Its product is annotated as nuclear transcription factor Y subunit B-4-like. Gene Ontology annotation, cellular component: CCAAT-binding factor complex. Gene Ontology annotation, biological process: regulation of transcription by RNA polymerase II. The transcript has a single exon. Lineage: Eukaryota; Viridiplantae; Streptophyta; Magnoliopsida; Malpighiales; Salicaceae. Gene Ontology annotation, molecular function: RNA polymerase II cis-regulatory region sequence-specific DNA binding; DNA-binding transcription activator activity, RNA polymerase II-specific; protein heterodimerization activity. Bases 1 to 432 code for a protein of 143 amino acids. The record is from RefSeq and is a predicted model, not a curated record.